UGUUUUAGCUUUUCCACUUUUUCCGAAUUUUGAAUUUUGAUUCUUUUCUUCCAAUUCAACAAUAUCUACUUUUCCGGCGAUCAACGGUUGAUCAUUUGAUCGGAAUAUUUCAAUUAUGGGAGCUUCUCACAGUCGCGAAGGUCUAGAACUUUCCGAUGAAUCGGAUUACGAGGACGAUGAGGGAAGCACCAGAACGGAAAGUGAGGAACAGUAUGAAGACGCCGCUGACGAUCACGCUUCGAUGAGGACUCCACCGGUGAGUACCAAAACCCUUGAUGAAUUGGAUUCCAAACUGAAAGCGCUAAAACUUAAGUACGGUUCCCCGGAGACGCCGACGAAUCUAAGAAAUGCCGUUAAGUUGUACUUGCAUGUUGGCGGUAAUACGCCGAAAGCGAAAUGGAUAAUCUCGCAAAAGCUGACUUACUAUGAGUUUGUUAAAACACUGCAAAUUGGAGGUGAUGAUGAAGACGAUUACGAAUCGUCAAGUGGAGGAGAUGAGGGCUUUUGGGUUUUGAAGGUGGGGAAGAAGAUUAAGGUUAGGGUUUCGACUGAUAUGCAGUUGAAGAUGUUUGGAGAUCAAAGGAGGGUUGAUUUUGUGGAUAACGGAGUGUGGGCUUUGAAAUUUUUUGUGGAUGACGAGUAUAGGAAUUUCAUUACCAAGUUCCAGGACUGCUUAUUUGAGAAUGUGUAUGGAAUGGAGGCUACGGAGGCGAACAAAGUGAAGAUUUAUGGGAAGGAGUUUAUUGGGUGGUUAAAACCCGAGGAAUCAGAUGAUGCAAUGUGGGAAGAUGCAUCUUCUGGAGUCUGGAAGGGUAGUGGAAAGAGUCCCAUGACGCCGGUGAGGGAUAGCCAAGAUUUGCUGGAGGAAUUUGAGGAAAUUGCUACUGGUGGAGGAAUACAGAGUUUGGCGUUAGGGGCUUUAGAUAAUAGUUUUCUUGUGAAUGAUUCAGGAGUUCAAGUUGUGAAAAAUUUCAGCCAUGGAAUCCAUGGAAAGGGUGUUUAUGUGAAAUUUGAUGAGAAGGAUAAGUGGUCCGGAGGCUCAACGCCUAAAAAGGCUCUUUUGAUGCGUGGAGAAACUAAUAUGAUGCUAAUGAGUCCUUUUAAGGAAGGGAAGCCCCGUUCAACUGGACUUCACCAAUUGGAUAUCGAGACUGGUAAAGUUGUUACUGAAUGGAAGUUUGAGAAGGACGGGACUGAUAUUACCAUGAAGGAUAUAACAAAUGAUACCAAAGGGUCACAGUUGGAUCCUUCUGAAUCGACAUUUUUAGGUUUGGAUGAUAACCGGCUGUGUCAGUGGGACAUGCGUGAUAAGAAGGGAAUUGUUCAGACAUUAGCAAAUACAGGUUCUCCAGUGUUGAAUUGGACUCAAGGGCAUCAGUUUUCACGAGGAACGAAUUUUCAGUGCUUUGCCACGACUGGUGAUGGCUCCAUUGUAGUUGGAUCACUUGAUGGGAAGAUUCGCUUGUACUCAAAGACCUCUAUGAGGCAAGCAAAGACUGCAUUCCCUGGCCUUGGCUCUCCAAUUACACAUGUUGAUGUUACUUACGAUGGCAAAUGGAUACUGGGCACGACAGAUACAUAUUUGAUCUUGAUAUGCACUUUGUUUACUGAUAAAGAUGGGAAGACCAAAACUGGUUUUACCGGUCGAAUGGGAAAUAAAAUCCCAGCUCCAAGAUUAUUAAAGCUGACUCCUGUUGAUGCGCAUAUUGCUGGGGCAAAUAACAAGUUCCAUGGUGGACAUUUCUCUUGGGUUACUGAAAGUGGAAAGCAAGAACGCCACUUGGUUGCAGCAGUAGGCAAAUUUAGCGUGAUAUGGAAUUUCCAACAGGUGAAGGACAGUGCUCAUCGUUGCUAUCAGAAUCAGCAAGGCCUGAAGAGUUGUUAUUGUUACAAGAUAGUGCCCAAGGAUGAAUCCAUUAUUGAGAGUCGUUUCAUGCAUGACAAGUAUGCCGUCAGUGACUCACCAGAGGCUCCCCUGGUUGUAGCAACGCCAAUGAAAGUUACUUCCAUCAGCAUGUCAGGCAAGAAGCGUGGACUUGGGAACUAGUUGACUGGUGAUUGAUUGAUCAAUGUGUGCAAGAAGAUUUAUCUAGUGUGUAUAUAGGGAGGUCCUAGUUGUGUUCUUUUUCCUCUUUCAAUCCAUAAAUUGUGUUUGAUUGUUUGCGUUUAUGUUUGAGAAAUUUCUUUGCUUUUUA
This is a messenger RNA of Solanum verrucosum, 2195 nucleotides long. RefSeq names its product protein CYPRO4. The record is from RefSeq and is a predicted model, not a curated record. Gene Ontology annotation, molecular function: protein binding. Gene Ontology annotation, cellular component: nucleus; cytoplasm. The transcript has 2 exons. NCBI's taxonomy places the organism in Eukaryota, Viridiplantae, Streptophyta, Magnoliopsida, Solanales, Solanaceae. Bases 116 to 2047 code for a protein of 643 amino acids.